AUGUCAAAUGUCCCGCAAAUGUUAAACCUCAAAAAAUUGAAAGAUGCCAUUGCGGAGAAAUGCGAUUUACCAAAGGAUAAACAAAAGCUCAUCUUUUCUGGCAAGAUCCUGAAAGAUGAAGAACCUCUCACGACCUAUAAAAUGGCGACCGGAAACACUUUACAUCUUCUCAGAAUCAACAAACCGCCAGAACCACCUUCUUCUAGUCAAGUUCCCCGCUUACCUCAAAUGGGAACGGGUUUAGCUGCAAAUAAUCCAAUCGAUAAUGUUGCUAAUAUUCCUCAUGGUUUAGGUGGAUUUAACCCUUUUGCUGAGAUGCAAGGCAUUAACAAUCUCAAUGAUCCCAAUGCCAUGACGGGACUUAUGAACAACCCUGAGUUUCUGAGAUAUAUGGCGGAAAGUUUGCAACAACCUGGCGUCGUUGAUCAAAUGAUAGCUGCCAAUCCUGAGAUGGCUCAUAUGGCACCGCAAUUACGAGCUACACUGCAGUCUCCUUUUUUCAGAGAGAUGUUGUCUAACCCCGAAAGCCUACGCGCUAUGAUGCAAAUGUCCGCAGCUAUGGAGAAUGGCGGAGGAAUGCCCGGUCUUGGUGGUCUCGGUGGUCUAGGGGGAAUGCUCGGUCAAACUCCUCAGCAACCUCCAGCGGCCGCUCAACCUGGCCAUGCGCCCACGGACGAAUUUCCAAACCUUUUUGCUCCUCAACCUACAACAGGUCAACCAGCUCCAGGUGCAGCAGCAAAUCCUUUCGCCGCAUUAGGCGGUCUGGGCGGUCUUGGAGGAUUAGGAGGACUAGGAGGUUUGGGAGCAGGGGCCGGAGCUGGAGGUGCCAAUCAACCGAACCCAUUUGCAGCUCUAUUUGGUGGUGGUGCGCUAGGACAGGCAGGACAACCUUCAGCAGGGGCAGUGAAUCCUUGGGCCGGGUUGUUAGGUGCUGGAGCUGGAACUGGAGCUCCGAACCCAUUCAUGUUUGGCGGUGUACCCCCUGCUCCUCAGGAUACAAGACCACCUGAAGAGAUCUACGCUACUCAAUUGGGACAGUUGAACGGUAUGGGAUUAUGGGACGCUCAAAAGAAUAUCCGCGCACUUCGGAGCACAGGUGGGAAUGUCGAAGCUGCUAUCGAGUUGAUUUUCUCUGGUCAGUUGGACAAUCCUGGAAGUGGAAGUGGAUGA
Molecule: messenger RNA, 1170 nt
Organism: Tremella mesenterica DSM 1558
Lineage: Eukaryota; Fungi; Basidiomycota; Tremellomycetes; Tremellales; Tremellaceae
Exons: 9
Coding region: 1-1170 (389 amino acids)
Biological process (GO): ubiquitin-dependent protein catabolic process
Cellular component (GO): cytosol
Molecular function (GO): polyubiquitin modification-dependent protein binding
Source: RefSeq, a predicted model, not a curated record